This is a messenger RNA of Candida dubliniensis CD36, 2394 nucleotides long. Its product is annotated as CORVET complex subunit. Gene Ontology annotation, biological process: autophagy; vesicle-mediated transport; endosomal vesicle fusion. The record is from RefSeq and is a predicted model, not a curated record. Gene Ontology annotation, molecular function: protein binding. NCBI's taxonomy places the organism in Eukaryota, Fungi, Ascomycota, Pichiomycetes, Serinales, Debaryomycetaceae. The transcript has a single exon. Gene Ontology annotation, cellular component: fungal-type vacuole membrane; cytoplasm. The coding region runs from base 1 to 2394 and encodes 797 amino acids.
AUGGACACCAUACAUUAUCAGAUCUCUCCUGUGGUGGAAAAUAUACACCUAGAUAAUGAAACAAUCACCGACAUAACCACGUACCAAAAUAACCUAUACGUUGGAACGACUAACGGCCACCUACUCCAUUUCCACCGAUUUGACGACACACAAGAGUAUAUCCCCCUAUCCACUAUCGAUGUCGGAACUCAGUCCAUAUCCAAAAUAUUGUGCAUCGAGUCCAUACAGAGACUACUAGUCAUAUCGAACCGCAUAGUCCAAUCCUAUAUCUUGCCAGAACUUUCUCCAUGUCGCAUGAAAAAGAUGAAAGACGUAACCGACCUCUAUCUUUUGGACAACCGAGUGCUCGUCUUGUCACCAACAAAAAUCAGAAUCAUCUCCAUACACGCAGAUACCAUUACAUUACUUAAAGAGAUAUCUUACCAAGGAGGAGUGGCGUGCCGAUCAUGCAAGGAUAGCAAUUUUGUUGUUGUGGCAAACCACGAGAGUUAUGAUAUUAUAGAUAUAGACAAUAAUAGAAAAGUCCCCUUAUUCAACUACAUAUCAGAGUCUAAAGUCCACCCAUGGAUAAUACCAUUUGACGGCGAGUACUUGUUGACAGUUCUGUCGGACGCCAACACGUCAAUGGCAAUGUUUAUAAACAACGCGGGAGAUGUCACACGAGGAACCUUGACGUGGAUAGACAAGGGGUACCCAGAAAACUCCAUCGCCAUAGAGGAAGACUAUGUUUUUGCAUUGUUUAAAAAUUGCAUGGUUGUUUCGUCGUUAGCUACACUUGAGACAGUUACAGAAACGGAAAACCCAGGGUACACCAUCACCAAAGUGCCGCUGGCAUUUGUUAUCGACAGGCGCUUGGCAAAUAUAAUAGACACACUGUCACAUGUCACCAGUCUAAUUUUGACCGAUGGGAAACAAAUACUCGGCUUACACAGAAUACACAAGCUAGUGGAAAUACACCAAAAGUUUAUUCAAGACAACCUAGAAUUGGAAUUAGCACCAGAAAAUUUUACGGGCAAGGACAGCCAGUAUAUCACCUACCUAGCAUUAUUCCAAGCCGUGGCUACCAAAAAUGAGGACAAAUUUUGGGAGAUUGUCGAACUUAAGACAGAUAGCGAGCUAGUUUCGUUUGUAUUCUAUAUAUUGGGCGGAGGCGAAAAGCAUACCCCAUUCCCAGGCCUAAGCGAGGUAUGCCAACACUACGGGGUAUUCAAAAACGAUCAGCUACUCAAAAAAUACAUUCUGGGUUUGUCCCACCAGUAUCUAUCAGCUACCCUCAUACUAUACUACUACCAACACUGUACAGAUGAAGAAGCAUUGACGUUUACUCGAAGAACCACUUUCGAUAAUACUCAACCCAUUGUUGAUUUGCUCAUCCUGCAAAAUCGUAUACAAUGUGCGUCUGAAGUGUAUAAAAAACUUGCCGUGCCAAUUGAGUACAACACAUUCAUCAAUAACCAUUUACUGGACUCCUUGAUAGACGACGCAAUUGACCUUCUUUUAUCAGGAAAACUUGACGAAAACGAAUACUCAAAAACAUUGGUUAGUGUGUUAAAGUUUGAUAAACAAAAAGGUAUUGGCGUCCUAAAAAACGCGCCCCCAAAAUACCACAGCAUCAACCAAACUGUAAUGAAAGACCUUUCAGGUACAACAAACGAUGAAAAAGGGUACUUGCUUCUCCGCAUCGAGUUGAUGGAAAUAACACACAAAGAAAAUCCUACAGACGAAUUGCUACAACUUAUCACACAAGCACUACACUUGUUGUACGACACCAUCAAGGACCAAUUCACCCAUCUACACCAAGAAUUCAAAAGUACCACUUCGUUGGAAAAAGAAAAAUGGCCAAAAAUAUCCUGGCUAGCAUUUCUUGAUAUGACUCCCAAAUCCAAAGAGUUGCUGACAUUUGCUGAGCUCUACUUAAAGUCGUUUGAAUUGGCACGUAAAGUACCCGAUGGUCCCAUCUUUGACUACCACAGAAUGUUUAGCAACUGCGACAUCGACUCAUUGUUAGAGUUUGGUGAUUACUCAACUGCUGAAUCAUUAGCAGCAGGUGAAACUCCCUUACCAAAGAAAACUUUUUAUGGUGCCACACAUUUUACCCCACAACCAAGCACCACUGAGCUCGUACACAUCCUCGACUUUUACGUAACACAGUAUGCAUCUGGAUUACUGGCGGAGCCUGCAAUUAAACAUUUUGCUGAGACAUACUACCAUAAAAUCACACCGUGGCAGCUUCUCCAGCCAAUUCCGUCACAUUUCCCACUUGCAUAUUUAGUCGGUUAUUUCCAUUUAGUCAUGGCCAAUCAAACCCAACAAUACAGAGACGUUUUGAUUAGAAAGUCUAUAUCCAGAGCAGAAAGUCUACGUACAAGAAAACUUUUAGAUGUAUCCAAGUAG